UGUUUAUUCGGUUUGAUCUCUUAAUAUAUUGAACCAUAUCUAUAUACUGAUAUUUUCUAAACAUAACAUCCUCGGUACUUCCAAAUCUAGACUAUUUUCUCUAUUUCGGUUUGGAAUGGUUUUGUUUUACCAGAUUGAACACUCCUAAACUAUUGUUAUUUGUUAAUAUUUUAUAUUUGUGAUUCUUUAUAAUCCUUAUAGUACCACAUGAUUCUUUUCAGUCCAAAUACAAUAUGUGUUAAUUUCACAUACAAAAUUUCCUAAUUUAGUUAUUACAAUAAAAAAGAUUUUGAUCCAAAAUCUACAUCAUAUAAAUAAAAAUAUGAAACAAAAUAAUAUGAUAUAAUAAAUUGAUUAUCAAUAUGAAUAUUGAAAUUUUAUAAUAUAUAAUAAUUUAAAAUUUGUAUCUAAUUUAAUUACUAUUAUUUUAUUAAAAAAAUUGAAUUAAAAAUUGUUAGAUGUAUAGAUAUAUUAAUCUGCACAAAGUGCGGGACAUCAACUAGUUCUAAAUUAAUAGAAUAGAUAUGUACAUGUACUUAGACAAGUAGAUAGAGUUAAGAAUAAGGAAAAGGAAAAGAUUAUAAUUUAAUAUUUUACACAAUAUGUUGUUAAUAUACACAUUAGAUAUCAAUAGACGCGCAACAUAUAUCUACAGCUUGGUAAGAUCAACAAGAUCUAGUUAACGAGGAUUGGAAGAUAACUAGAAGAAACACCCCAAGCAAAAUCUCUGUCUAGUUUUGCUCCAACCUUGUAGCUAUUAGUCCCGAUGGCGAACAAAGAGACAAACCUUUCGUCGCUUCCAGAUGAGAUGGUUAUAGACUUUUUAGCUCACAUAUCGAUAUCCUACUACCCGAAACUCUCCUUAGUAUCCAAGAGAUUCAACUCUCUCAUCUUAUCCAGAGAGCUCUUGUUUGCUCGAUAUCACUUGAAAACACGUGAACACAUCCUUCAGGUCUGCUUAAAGUUUCCCGGGCGUCGUCUCCCCUCCUAGUUUAGCCUCUGGAUAAGACCUGAUCAGAUCCUAACUAAUGACAUGGAAGAGGACAAGUCCACCACACGAAAUACUUUGUUGGUACCAAUACCCUCUUCAUAUUCUCCUUAUGUAACAGAUUUAUCUAUGGGCAUGGUUGGGUCCAAACAAUACAUAGUCAAGGAUUACAAUAUUCCACCGACGCCACUCCCCAUGUGGGUACGUAACCAAAAUGAGAGCACUCACGCCUGGAGAGAAGCCCCUAGAAUGAAGGUGGCUAGAGAUAAUCCUAUGGUGGCUAUUCUCGAUGGGAAAAUAUACGUAGUGGGUGGUUGCAAGGCAGAUGAAACCACUAACUGGGCUGAAGUUUUCGACACAAAUACUCAAACUUGGGAGUCUUUACCUGACCCUGGCGCUGAGCUCCGCUCGUCUUUACUAAAGUCAACGAAGGUGACCGAUGGAAAGGUUUACGUUAGGAGCAAUGCCAAGAAUGAGUAUUAUUAUUAUGAUCCAAAAGAAGGUAAAUGGGGAGUUGUAACCGAGGCACUGCAGUUUGAGAGAGCGUGUUUAAUAGAGAACGUUUGGUACUAUUGUGGUGAAGAAUAUUUCUCGUGGUUUGACACAAAGCUUCAAAAAUGGAAAAUGGUCAAAGGCUUGGAGGUAUUGAAUAGGAAUUGUUGUGCUGGUGCUCUUGCAGUAACUAACUACUGUGGGAAACUCUUAAUCUUCUGGGACAAGUUUGAGGAGUGUGAAAACAAGAACAUUUGGUGCUCGGUGAUUACGCUUGAAAGAGGUGGUGGCGGGGACGAUGUUUGGGGACACGUUGAAUGGGCUAGCGUUGUGCGCAUCGUUCCCAGUUCAUACAUUUUCUUGCGCUGUCGACAGGUAUGGGCUUGAUCAUGCUUUGGUUCUGGCCAUUGACAACGCAUUUUGGCUUCAAAGUUGCAAACUUCUUUGGUUGAUUAUAUUUUAUAUGUAAUGAUAUAUGUUAUGUUAUCCCAUUCCUUGGCUUUUCUCAUCACUUUUCAGUACCCAAAUCUUGGUUUAAUCCCCAUAAACUGACACUAAAAAUUAUUAUUAGCUGUUCAUCUUCACAAAGACUACAAGAGUAACUCAAUACUACAAAAAAAAAGAGUUUCAGAGAGGGAAUACUUUCUUGUGUUUAAAGUAUAGUACGAAACCAAAAUACAAAAGAAACUGACUUCUAAAAUAAUACUUCUUAUGUAUCAUAUUAAGUGUCAUUUUGACCUUAUGCACAAAAAAUUAAGGAAACAAUUAAUCUUGUAUAUUUUCUAUAUAA
Brassica napus (rape) is the source of this 2270-nucleotide messenger RNA. Its product is annotated as putative F-box/kelch-repeat protein At4g39756. The record is from RefSeq and is a predicted model, not a curated record. NCBI's taxonomy places the organism in Eukaryota, Viridiplantae, Streptophyta, Magnoliopsida, Brassicales, Brassicaceae. The transcript has a single exon. Bases 1034 to 1867 code for a protein of 277 amino acids. Gene Ontology annotation, molecular function: protein binding.